This is a messenger RNA of Ostreobium quekettii, 1833 nucleotides long. The record is from the annotation of a GenBank genome assembly. Lineage: Eukaryota; Viridiplantae; Chlorophyta; Ulvophyceae; Bryopsidales; Ostreobiaceae.
AUGGACCCCGCACGCGCCCCCGAGCACUCAGAUGCGCCUCUCGCCUCCCCGGAGGCGGAUCCCCCUUCCAAGAGACGCCGCACGGGCGCCUCCGCCCUGCCGGACAUUGCUCCCCUUGUCGGCGCAUCGGCCAAUGCGAUCAGCGCCGAUUGUGAUCAUGCCUUUGCCUUGGCGGUGGCCGAGUCCGUCACCGGCCGGUUCCGUCGUCUGCCUAAGACAGGCAAGCCGCAGGCGCACGAGGCCACGAUCCUGGCCGGCAUCUGCGUGACGACUGGUCCCUGGGGCCCGGGCUCGGGGAUCGGCCGCCGCCCCCUGGCCGUGGCGCUGGGCACAGGCACCAAGUGCCUGGCGGCGAGCAGGCGCUGUGCAGAAGCUGUGGGCGACGCACACGCGGAGGUGGUGGCGCGGCGGGCGUUCUUGUGCUGGGUGCUGGACGAGAUGGAGAGGGCAUCGCCCAGGGCAACAGAUGGCGCCGAGGGCGGGGACGGGCCCCCAGGGAGGGGCACGGAGACCGGCGCCUUCCUGUACGACGCGUCGACGGGUAAAUUUGAUCUGAGGGAGGGCGUCCGGUUCCACAUGUUUGUCAGCCAGCCGCCGUGCGGGGACGCCAGCAUCUUUGCGCUGGAUCCAACUACAGGGGGGUGGGACGGAGGAGGCAAAGAGGUGGACGGUUUGGCAGGCAGCCAAACCGUGAAUGAAGGAAUGGAAGGGACCCGGGAGGGGCGCUACUCGCGCACGGGGGCCAAGGUGAUCGGCGCGUCGUUUGAUGAGGUUAGCAGGGGCCGGGGUAGUCUGGAGGCGCUGCUGAGGCUGGUGCCCGCCGCGGCGGACGUGGAGGACGCGGCGGGGCCACAGGCGACGGGCGUGCUGCGCAGAAAGCCGGGCCGGGGGGACCGGACGCUGUCCAUGAGCUGCAGCGACAAGAUGGCGCGGUGGGGCCUGGUGGGACUGCAGAAGAAGGGGAUGAUGGGGAUCCUCAGGGCGCCGCUGACGCUGAGCAGCGUGGUGGUGGCGAUGCCGCAGGGAGCGGGAUCGGCGGCGGAGAUGGAGGCGGGAAGGGAGGCGCUGGCCAGGGCGCUGGUGGGCCGCGUCCAGACGCUGGCGCCGAGGCUACGGCCGCCCUUCAGGUGGUCGCCGCCGUCCGUCUUUGUCGUUGCCCCGCUGCCCACCGAUCUUCCCUUUGCGGCCAUCGACGAGAGAAGGGUGCCCAGCGGAUUUGCCAUCAACUGGUCCGCAGAGACCCGCCUUGUGCCUUCCUCAACCGCUGAUCAAACUUUAACCCCGCCCACCUCUCCAUCUGUCCACCAUGUGCCAAGCGAAAGGCCUGUACCACAUGCCUAUGGUGGAGAGCACCAUGCUGACAGCACUACCUGCAUGAAUCCCCUUGCCACCUCCAACAGAUCAUCAGAUAUGUCCCCGGGGGCUGAUUCAAGUCAGCCAGCGACAACCACUCUGCAAAACAGCAGAGUCCCCAAUGGUUGUGCGGGCUACUCCUUUAAAGUGGCAGGCUGCGUUCACGAGGUGACACUUGGCGUGACAGGCAGGAAGGCUGGCAUGACGCACAAGACAGCGGCGCGCUCGUCCAAGUCCACGUCUAGAAUCUGCCGAGCCGUGCUUUCAGAGCGUAUUGGGCAGCUUCGGACGAAAGGUGCAGCCACAAUGGGUGACAGAUAUGGCAGGCACUGCGAUCCCCAGCAGGAGCAAUGGUUGGCACUGCUGAAACCUCUGUCUCCAAUCGAGGGCUGGAUUAGGAAGCCUGAGAGUGAUCCUGGCUGCACUGGGGCAAGGAUGGAAGGGGCAACAAAAGAACACCAAAGCCAAACAGAGCAGUGA